AGUCAUAGUCUCAGUUUAAAAGAAAAUUGUUUUUAUUGAUCGAAUGUCCUCGGUGAUGCGCCGAGCAUUGAAAAGGGGUCUGAAACGAUACGAUUUACAAGUGCAUCGAGGGGGGAAGGGAAAAAAAAGAGCCAUGCAACACCAGCGCGCGUGCGCUCAGUCCGCCAUUUUAAUUGCGCUGGAAACGCGUGCGAUGAUCGCCCGUUUCACACGGCGGGGCCAAGUACAUACGUUUCGAACGAAUACGCCCGUUCUACGUCUGCCAGCGCGAACUCGCUAUGUGACAGGGGCAUAAUCGUGUCAUCAUCCGGGGCAGGCUCCCCGCGUGAUCCUACGAUAGUUCGCCGAUCCCCGCGCACACACGCACAGAUGUACGGAUAAUAAUCUCAUUGCAACACCGCAUGUGCGCCAAUGUCAGGAUUAUCGUCUCGCGUCGAUUCGUGUCCGUCGUGCCGAGCGUCGCGGUUUUUUCGUCGUUGUUGCCGCGUAGCCUCGCCGUUGCGGUCGCGAUUUCGUCGACGAAAGGUUCGAGCCCCGUGCCGUCGGUCGCGUCGCCGUUUCAAAGAAACUGGUUCCGCUGACGCGUCUCGAUAUCUCGCGCGACGUCGAGUGCGGCACCCCGAGGCGAGGGAUAGGAGGGUUGCGACUACAUCCCUGGCGCGCCGCGUUGCAUCGGCCAGGCAGGCCAGGUGCAACUUUAACGUUUCUCGGCGCCCAAGCGAGGUUUGCGGUCUUUCUCACGUCGCGCGGCGACGUGGGGAAUUCUCUUUCUCUCGGUGAUCUGGUUUUCUUUAACAAUACGCUCCACGCGCAGAGAAGGAGGGGGAGGGGGAAGAAGCGAUGCAUCUACGCAGCGUUCAGAACGCAAAAUCGAGUUUUCGAUCGCGCGGGACUUCCCCUCCCUCCUCCGUUAUUUCGUCAGCGGAGAGCGAUUCGUCCGUCGUGAUUCGCGUGACACGAGUACUCGGAGUAUCUUGAGCGGUGAGCUGCGCGUAAACCGCGUUCUGCGUGCUCCUCGUCAUUUCACACGCACGGGAUCGAUUCGAAUCGACGGCCAGGGCGGAGGAGAGGAUCGCGCGCGACACAAAUUUGGCAGCGGGAAGCGUUCGCGCCCUCGACGGGAAUCCGUCCGGCCCUGGUCGGCCGCGAGGCUGCGCGCGACCCUAGAGCCCUAGCGCGAUCCAAGGCUAGAAGACCUAGCGAAACCUCGUCAACGACGAGAAAAGAGAGAGAGAGAGAGAGAAAGAAAGAGAGCGAGCGGAAGAACGGCCCAGCCGUGGGAAAGAGAGAGCGCUAGAACGAGCGAAGGAACGUCGGUCGGGGAGCGCGCCUGCUUCGCGGGUCUGCUUGGGGGACAGGAGGAGAGUUCAGGAGAGCCCGCGCCGCACACGGCUGGCUGGCGAGAGAGUCAGUCGACUAUUAGUGGUCUGUGACACUGGAGGUGGCCGACCACCGGCAGAACCGAGCGCCGCAGCUCCACGCAGCUCGGUCGCGCUCGGUCGGCAGUCGGCCGCAGCACCGCCGUAUUCCUCGUUCGCUCGCUCGCUCGCUUGCUCGCUGGCUUGCUGGCUUGCUCGCUCGCUCACUCGCUCGUCCGCCCGUUCUCUCCGCUCGCUCUCGCGUUGCGCGCCGCCUCUCAGUAAGUCGUACACCGCGCAACGGGAGCGACGGUCGUCGUCGUCGUCAUCAUCAUCAUUACGCACACGUCUCCGUGUUCGUAAAAUUCUCCUUUUCUCUCCCUCUUCAUUAAAGACGACGUAACAGUGUCCACGCUACCACCGCUGCGCUAUGUGACGGAUAUCACGGGGCACCGUAGCGUGUACCCCGCCUCGUACACCACGUUCCCGGAGUCUACCCCACCGGCGUACCCCCGAGACCUACCCCACCUCCCUCCUCCAGCUCCUCUCCCGUCGCCCCCUCUCGUCCCUGCCCUUCCCCCCCAAGCCGAUCCCUCGUCCACCGCCCCGUUGUGGAAAAAGAGAAAGACGGACUGCCUCGUGAACGCUCGCACGACAACGACGGUGACGACGGCGACGAGAACGACGACGACGACGACGACGACAACGACGACGAGGUGGCCACCACGAGGGCCUCGUGGAAAAGCGUGCCUGGAGAAAACAUGGAGUGCCCGCACCUCGCGCAGAGCGUGCAGUUUGGCGGUGAUGACAACGUAGAUGGAUCGGGCUGUGCUGUGAAGGAUUUGCCUUCGUUCGUCUGCGCAGUGUGCGGCACCGAGAAGAGUCCCUGGCUCUGUCUACACUGUGGAUCCGUGCAUUGCGGACGCUACGUGGCUGGCCAUGCGUUGCAGCACUACGAGACUAAUACUCAGCACUGCGUGUGCAUAGACUGUGAGAGCCUGGCAGUAUUCUGUUACACUUGCGACGAAUACGUGGUGAAUGACACCACGAGCGGGCAAAUCGAGAAGAUACGACGGGCCACCUUUCGUAAGGACGAGCACAAGGAGAACGAUGAAAGCUGGAGCACGUCGCCACCCACGACGCCGCCGUCCUCAAGGACGCGUGACGGUGGUGGCGACGAUCACGACAACGACGAUCCGGACGCCCUGUGGAAAGCAGAGGUGGUCGUGAGGAAUUUACGGCCGAGGACGGCGCGCAAGAGGCUACACUCGCUGGACGCCAGCAGCGCGGACAAUCGGCCGGCCAAGCGUCGCAGCUCCAAAAGUACCAAAGAGAAAAAAGUGGUCGGCCUGAGGAACCUCGGUAACACCUGUUUCAUGAACGUGGUGUUGCAGUCCUUCAACAAUAUCAGCCACUUCUGCGAGUACCUCACCCAGAUGCCGUGUCUCGAAGGCAUCGCUUUUGACGAGUCCACGGGGCCGCCUACGCACCGUGGUCGCAUCGUGACGCCGGGUCGCGCGAAGGAGAUGUCCAUGAGUGACGCUCUACUCGCCGAGGAACUACGAAAGGUGUUGCUCGGUCUGAGCUUGGGCGGCUCCAAUGGCCAGGCGAUAUCGCCGGAGUGCCUGUUCCUGGCCAUCUGGAAGGUCGUGCCGAGAUUUCGGGGCUACCAGCAACAGGACGCCCACGAAUUUCUCACCUACAUGCUCGACCGACUGCACACCGAGCUGCUGCAGCUGUUGCCCAGGCUGGGACACGAGCCCUUAGGAUUGCGCGGCAAGCAGAGUAUCGUCACUGCCGUGUUUGGAGGCACUCUUCUUAGCGUGGUCCACUGUAUGAACUGUCGUACGGACUCGAAGACGCACGAGCCCUUCCAGGAUCUCUCGUUGGACAUACCGGACAGACUGCAGAGAACUAGGACGAAGGAGCAAGAGGAGGUGUGCAGUUUGAUUUAUAGUCUAACGAGAUUCUUCAAGGUCGAAGAGCUGGCAGACAGCGAGCUCUACUUCUGCGACAACUGCAUGGGCAAGCAGAGGUCCACCAAGAGGUUCUGGAUACACAGGCUGCCUAACGUGUUGUGCCUUCACAUUAAAAGAUUUAGGUGGUGCAAUUCCUAUCGCUCGAAGGUGGACACGCAGGUAGAUUUCCCGAUGGAGUCUCUCGACAUGUCCGCGUUUACUGUACGCGGCGUGACUGGGACGAGAUUGGGCGCUCAGAAUAGUCAUCUUUACGACUUGGCUGCCGUUAUCGUGCACCACGGUUCUGGUGCCGGUACUGGACAUUACACUGCCUUCGCCGUGCAUGACGGCCAGUGGUUCCAUUUUAACGACAGCUCGGUUCGGCCAGCAACUACCGAUGCUGUUGCUAAAUGUAAGCCUUACAUUCUGUUCUACGUGCGGAGAGAAUUCUCCAUUCCACCCCCCUUGUGACGUCGUUUCCCCGAUAAGAAGCCCCGUCCCGGCAGCACCAGCCUAGAUGACGACGAAGAGAACGACGAUCAGGACGACGUGGAGCGAAUGAAAGAGAACUGAGCGAACGUUUCUUGCGAAUCUCGAAGCGAGCAAGCGAACAGCCAAACGAAACGGAAGAAGCAAGAGAUGGCCGAUCGUGCCUCGAGCGCUUCGAGAUCGGAAGACGAAGAUUCGUCCGCUUAUCGCAUAUAUUAUAUCCAUGAUUGCUCAUUGUUGCCAAAUCGUACAAUCUCAUUAGAAGCGUAAUUUGUCUGCGUUCGCUAUCGCGUUUCGACAAACCGCUAUGACCUUUGAGACGCAAUUGGGAUAAUCACAUACAUAAUUCCGCCGUCACGUUAAUCGCUCGAACGCGUCCCUCCUCGCGUUUUAUCAGAUGAUUAAAAUCACGCGGCUCUUAAAUUAGCUCGAUAUCCGUCGACGGUGCAGCGUUUGAUUGCGCUAAUGCAUGUAUCGUAUCUUAUCGCAGAUUGUUCUCACGAUCUUUCUCACCACGUCUUGUCCUGUCGUUAAGGGUACCGCAGUACCUCCAUCAUAAAAGCAAAAGAUUUUCUGUUCAAAUUGCUUUUAUUUUGUUUCGGAUCAUUGUUUCCAGAAUUGUUUUAUAUUAUUAUUUUAGUAUUAGGGAAUGUCUUUUUUUUUUGUUUCUGCCUAUAUUUUCUGUAUAUUGCUGAGAUAGUCUACUGAUAUAUUGAAUCCAGAAUUAGAUCAUGAAUUCUUUUUUAUUUCUUUGGAUUUUUGUUCAAUUUUGUUGAAUUUUUCUUGCUUUAACGUUAUGUUUGAUCUUGUAGAAUAUCUAGAUAAAAGAAAAGAUAUGUCGUUACCAUUUCUAUCGAAGUGUGUCUCGCUCUGCGGAUUUUAAUUGCUCGAAGACAUAGAGUUGGAGUUUGCGAGGCGAACGGGUACUAAUUCAAAGAUGCGGUGAUACGAGGUGCGGGAGAGCGAGAGCGCGCGUGCGUGCGAGAGAGAGAGAGAGAGAGAGAGAGAGAGCAUUGCGAUAUAUGAUUGACAUCAAGCACGCAUGCGUAUCGUGCCAAUGUAACACGCAUGCGAUCGCAUGGAGGUACGCGAUUGUAUGCGAGGCAUGUGCCGGCGGACGGAGCUUCUCUUCCUUUUUCGGUGACAACGGCAAGAAAGAGAGAGAAAGCUAGAUAGAUGGAGAAAGGGAGAUAGAUGAGCGCGCUCGAGGUAGAUCACGGAAACGCAUUGCCUUUAGCGUCGAUUUUCUUUACGCUCUUACGCGGCGGCCGUCGACCGCCCUCCCCUCACCUUGUAUUCCUCUCCGCCCUCUCCCUCCCCCUUUUCCUCUCAUGAUCGAAUCGAUUAAAGCCCUCCUCGAUAGCGGAAUAACGUGUAAUUGUCGCGUUCCUCGUGUGUAGUCCUAAAAAAGGAAAAGGGUUAAAGAAAAAAAAAACGCGAAAACGACUGGUCUUCUCGUUAGAUAGAUCUUUUUCUAGGCUUAGGCGCACGCGGCUCACGUCGUCUCGACGGAAGCCAGAAAGCAAAUACCGUAUAGGGCGAACAACGUUACUUCUCAAGCGACAGCCUUAUCCUCCCCUACUCCCUCCCAUCCCCGCAACUUGUAUCUUUUUUCCUCCGUCCCUUCAUCGUGCAUGCGUCCAUGUAUACUUUUACGCGCACACAUACACGACAUAUGUUAUACACUUUAUACACGUACGCGUAUACACACGCAUGCACGUGCAUGAAUGUAUGCAUACACACGUACCCUGAUAUCACCCUUCUCUCCCUUCUCCUUCACCCUCGCGCCUCUUCCUGGUCCUUACACGAAAGGCUCUCGGCGACUCUUAUGUGAUUAUUUAAAGACUUAUUUUUUCUAUAAUGAUAACGAUAAUAAUGAUAAUAAGUUAAUGCGUAGCGAAAAAACGUUUUAUUAAGGCGAUAAACUGCGAUAAUUGCGCAUCUACGGCAAAGACUCUUACUCGUGUAUAAACAUGACGUACGGAAGUAACAGUGUAACAACACAUACACAUACACGUACACAUACACACACAAUCACACAUAACAAUUAUUAUUGAGAACAAGUGAAAUAUGUACGAACGGCGAAUAAAUAAAGAACAUGAAUCGACGAUGGGCUUCGAUUACGUGCCACCGAAGCUGCAUCUCCGGUUUUGUCAAUCCUCGUGAUCAUCCUAA
Molecule: messenger RNA, 5980 nt
Organism: Monomorium pharaonis (pharaoh ant)
Lineage: Eukaryota; Metazoa; Arthropoda; Insecta; Hymenoptera; Formicidae
Product: ubiquitin carboxyl-terminal hydrolase 3
Exons: 6
Coding region: 2120-3787 (555 amino acids)
Biological process (GO): protein deubiquitination
Cellular component (GO): cytoplasm
Molecular function (GO): cysteine-type deubiquitinase activity; zinc ion binding
Source: RefSeq, a predicted model, not a curated record